GCGAAGACUAAGAAACGGGCAGAUGACGCUGCAGCAGCAGCGGAGAAGAAGGCGGAAGAUGCAGAGCAGGCACGUCUGCUGGCACUUGAACAACAGCGCCAGCAUGACGAGGCAGCAGCAAGGGAUGCCGAUGAAGAAAGAAUACAGCGACGUGAGGAGAUAUUUACUUGAGAGCGAGCGUUACUUACCAUGGCAGCGGCAUGGCGGACUGAGGCCGAGGAUGGCAAGUUGGAGGACWGCGCCAACAAGAUAGCGCUCCUCCUCUCGCAUCUCACGGAUCUCCUGGCCACCUGCAUUACACAGCAGGCGGAGAUCCUUGGCCUCGACACCUCGCUAGCUCAUCUCCAAGACCGCCUUCAGCGGUUGGAGCAGCGACCAGUCGUCGCCGCASACGCAGGCUCUUCCAACACUACCGACCGCCUCAAUGCAUUGGAGAUGGACGUCGGUGCACUCAAGGAUGGCGUACAAUCGCAGCAGACCGCGACACAGCAAUUGCAACAGCGGAUCUGCACUACCGCCACCACUUCGAGUACAGAACCGCGCGAGACCACUCCAAAGUUCGACGGGCAGGAGAUCUUCUGCGACUCAACGAAGACAGAUCCUAUUCCAUGGUUUCGCAAGUUCGAGCUCACGUUGCAGCUGUCCAACGUCAAGGAACACAAGCAUCACGCCUACUUGUACUCUCACUCAGGGGGCGCGUGCCAGGCUUGGUUGGACAACCUUCUGUCCAAGUAUGGAGUGGUAGCAGCGGACUUGCACACCGUGAUCAGUUGGGAUGAUCUGAAGGCGGCGUGGCACAAGUGGUUCCAGGUGGAGCCACCAGAGAUCAAAGCCAUGGACAAGCUCAUGGUCUUUGAGCAAGGCACGCUGCCGAGUACGGACUGGAUCGUCGAGUACCAACGCUUGACGUCAGUCCCAGACAUCCAGAUGGGCUUCAAGGCCAUCCGCCAUUACUUCAUCUCAAGGUCAUGUCCGACAUUGAGCAAUGCCCUGACGCAUGUCGAAGACACCUUGACGAUGACGGCGGAGUUGUUCGACAAGGCUGCGCAGAUCAUUAUCACAAACAAGGAGGCCAAAAACCUUCGUUCAUCUGCGUUAGGCCCGAGCAGGGACCAGCAUCGGCCAAGAGUGGUCGUGGUCGCAGUGGCAACGCCAUUAGACCAAACCAGCGAGGCUGUGUCUGCCAGUGAAGGAGUCAGACUCGCAGCCACCCGGGAAGGUGGCCGCCCCGGCAAAGGCCGAGGACGCGGCAGGACGAAGACAUACACCGCAUCUAGCCCCGGGCCCGGUGCAGCAGCUCAGGCAGGCCCAUGGACCCAGUAUGGCAUCUCCGAUUCGUCUUCAAGUGGUUCUUUACGGGAUCCGGCGCGCGAGUUGAACAUAGAGGCAUUGGACCCGCUCACGUCUGAGGACUUUGCAUGGCUUCCUCUCCCGACCACCGGCCGAUUGCCAGGACCGCAAUGCGCAGCACUUAGCGCUAAUCUUCACACUUACCUAUCCUUCUAUGCACCACCAACUUCGCCAACGGAUGACGAAGUCGCGGUGGGGGACAGCUUGGCGUAUACUACCAAGGUGGCCCGCGAGUUUCGCACGCAGCGGUACGAUGACAACAACGCACCGCUGAUGUAUAUCCGCAUUCAGGUUCGGAGGAAGGCAAACCCGACGGCGAUCAAGUUGCCGGACGGUAAGACGCAGCAACUUCUCGACCGUUACAUCGAGGCCGUACCGGUCUACUUCGCACCUCAUGCAUGCGAACCGGCCACGUUCGAUAUUCUCGACACGGACUUCGACAUCAUUCUGGGAAUGCCUUGGCUUGCAAGUGCGGAUCACACGGUCAACUUCCAUCGGUGGACUCUUAGCGUUCGCGAUGCCUUCGGCGCGGAAGUGGCGUGUACUGUUCCUCUACCGCACUCUUCGAUCCGGUGCCAAGUGGUAACGGCCAAAUCAUUCCGGRCGACUUGUGCCUACGAGCAGCCCCAUGAGAUCGGCCUAUGUUUCCUACAGACCGUCGCGGUAGCCGACUCUUCCCCCAUGGACUUGUCUUCGGACCCCCGUGUGGUGCGGUUGCUGGACGAGUUCGCCGAUAUCUUCGAGUCACCUACCGGUGUGGUGCCGGAUUGGCCGAUCUCUCACGAGAUCAUUCUUGAGGCCGGUGAUGUGCCGCCGAAAGGUUGCUUCUAUUGGAUGAGCGAGGAGGAGCUUGAGGUACUCCGCGCACAAAAGGCAGGCCAGACGACAGAAGAAUACGACGGAACACGACAGAAGAUUGCAGCCGAAUAAGAAAGAAAAUAAAAAGGGAACCAACUG
Messenger RNA from Chara braunii, 2307 nucleotides. Lineage: Eukaryota; Viridiplantae; Streptophyta; Charophyceae; Charales; Characeae. The record is from the annotation of a GenBank genome assembly.